GUGGCACCUUGGCCGAGUUCAUCCACAAGCGGGGCAACUCCCUCCUGGACGAGGAGACCAUCCUGCACUUCUUCGUGCAGAUCCUGCUGGCCCUGCACCACGUCCACGCCAAGCAGAUCCUGCACCGGGACCUCAAGACCCAGAACAUCCUGCUGGACAAGCACCACACCACCCUCAAGAUCGGGGACUUCGGCAUCUCCAAGAUCCUGAGCAGCAAGAGCAAGGCCUACACCGUGGUGGGCACCCCGUGCUACAUCUCCCCGGAGCUGUGCGAAGGGAAGCCCUACAACCAGAAGAGCGACAUCUGGGCCCUGGGCUGCGUCCUCUACGAACUGGCCAGCCUGAAGAGGGCCUUCGAGGCAGCC
Molecule: messenger RNA, 365 nt
Organism: Notechis scutatus (mainland tiger snake)
Lineage: Eukaryota; Metazoa; Chordata; Lepidosauria; Squamata; Elapidae
Source: RefSeq, a predicted model, not a curated record